UUAUCUUUUAUCAGUGUUUACAAAUUGUAGUUGAUAAUUCUUUAAGAAGUUACAACACUUACACUACAAUAUUCUAAACUUAAUCAAACAGCAAAGUUUAUCUAUAAAUUAUUAUAUAUUAGAUUAAGAUUCAUAAGUGAACUAUAAAUAAUGUCUCCAAAGGUUACCAAAAUCAAACUGAACAAUGGUGUGGAACUGCCAAUGAUUGGUCUCGGAACUUAUGCAAGAAAAUGGGAUGCAGGGGAUGUUCAGCAAGCUGUAGAGUGUGGCAUAGACUUAGGCUACAGGCACAUUGACACUGCAUCUGUAUAUAAGAAUGAAGAGGAGGUGGGACAGGGCAUACUUAAUAAGAUUAAGAAUGGAAAUGUGUCUCGCAAUGACCUUUUUAUUACAACUAAGUUGUGGAACAAUUAUCAUGAAGAGAAUGAGGUAGUUCCGGCAUUGAAAGAAUCUUUAGAAAAACUGAAACUAGACUAUGUGGACUUGUAUUUAGUUCAUUGGCCUAUCUCAAUCAAUAAUAACGGAGAAUUCAAAGGGAUAGACUACUUAGAAACUUGGUCGGGAAUGGAACAAGCUCUACAGCUUGGUCUCACCAAAGCAAUUGGUGUUUCUAAUUUUAAUGAAGAACAACUGGACCGACUGCUCAAAGUUGCUAAAAUUAAACCUGUUGUCAAUCAAAUUGAGAUAAACCCAACUCUAACUCAACAUAAAUUAGUGGACUUCUGCAAGAGUUCAAAUGUUCAAGCGGUGGCUUACACCCCUCUGGGACUCAUGUCUGAUGCUCGGCCUGAGUUUGCACACCUCGAUCGGAUCAAGACUGAUCCAAAAUUAGGAGCAUUGGCUGCCAAAUAUGGCAAAACUCGUGCGCAGAUAGCAUUGAGAUACUUGGUUCAACGUGGUAUUGUGGUCAUUCCGAAGUCUUUUACGAAAUCUCGAAUGGAGGAGAACAUGAAUAUUUUCGAGUUUGAAUUGAGCGAUGACGAAAUGGCGCUAGUGGACAGCUUUAACAUAGACCAUCGGUGUGUGCCGGCCACUUCUUUCGCUCACCAUAAAUAUUACCCCUUUUAGUGUAUUUUUGGUUAAUAUCGUUGGGUGACGGGAUUGCCAGUGGAUAUCUUCUAAUAGAGCUCCAAUUUGAUAACGAAUUUUUACCUUAAGAUCCAGUAAGCUGUUUUUCUCUCUUUAGAGUUUUUAUAAUAUUAUGUUACGUAAGAAGAUGGUUGUGAUUAAAGAUCCUAAUGAUAAAGGUGAUAAUAAAAUUUGUUUCUAUAA
This is a messenger RNA of Pieris napi, 1272 nucleotides long. Its product is annotated as aldo-keto reductase AKR2E4-like. NCBI's taxonomy places the organism in Eukaryota, Metazoa, Arthropoda, Insecta, Lepidoptera, Pieridae. The record is from RefSeq and is a predicted model, not a curated record. The transcript is spliced from 7 exons. The coding region runs from base 151 to 1068 and encodes 305 amino acids. Gene Ontology annotation, molecular function: aldose reductase (NADPH) activity. Gene Ontology annotation, cellular component: cytosol.